Molecule: messenger RNA, 2393 nt
Organism: Odocoileus virginianus texanus
Lineage: Eukaryota; Metazoa; Chordata; Mammalia; Artiodactyla; Cervidae
Source: RefSeq, a predicted model, not a curated record
GCAUAUCAGAGGCUCCGCGCGGCGCGCUCCUCCUCGCUCCCGCUCCCCACUCCCGGGAUGUGUCUCCGCCGUACGACGGGCUAUGGCCACCACGACUUCCGGGUUCCGUCAUUUCGUUCUCCCGCCGCCGACCCGCGCCGCCAAACUGAGGCUCUUCUAUAAGCCAGGCAGCAGCCAACCUGCCAACACCUACUGACACUCACUCAUCUCCCAGAGAGAGAAAGAGAGCGAGAGAGAGCGAGCGCGAGAGAGCGAGCGCGAGUGAGAGCGAGCGAGCGAGCGAGAAAGAGAGAGAGGGAGAGACAAAAUACCUACCAGGAAAGGGGGGGAGGAAGUCCAAUUUUUGCAAACUAUUCGUUUUUUUUCUUGAUUUUUCCCCUCCUGCUUUCUUUGAACGAUACUUUAAAGAGAGAGGAUCAUAUUAUAGAUACAGCGGGGGCAAAGCUAAAAGAGGGGGGAGGGGGAGGAAAAAAUACAAGAAGCAGAAACCCCUCGCGGAGUUUUACUGGAAGAAAAAAACGGGUCUGAAAGAUUCCUCCUCUUCAUCAUCAUCAACCAUCAUUCAUUCACUACCUUGACAUUCCGGGCUUUGAUUGACAGCUGGAGUGGCAAAAAGCCAUGAAACACGACAGUUCGGUUACAUGUGGGCUGCUGACGGGCCGCUCGUAACCUUCAGUUCGGGGGCUUGACAAUUUUUUUUUUUCUUCUUUUUCUUCUUCUUUUUCUUUUUUCUUUUUUUUUUUUUUUUCCAACUGAGGGGAAGAGAAGAGAAAGAGGGGGAAAGGAGGACCGAAGAGGAGGAGGAGGGGAGGGGGGAGGAGGAGGAGGUGGAGGAGGAGGAGGAAGAUCAGGAGGAGGAGGAAGAAGAGGAAAAAAGAGAAAAAGAAGAAAUAUCACAGGAAAAAAAAAAAAAAAACUCUUCGUUGUCUUGCCUGGGCUUUUUUUUUCCCCCCUAAAAAUAACAUUGGAAAAUUGGGAGAAGUCUCCUUGGUUUGGAAAAAAAAAAAAAAAAAAACAGGAAUCUUCAGCCUAGAUCACUUUCUUAUCCGGACUGGGAUAUUAAAUAUACGACACAUCCAGGAGUUUAUUGGAGCGCAGACUGAUGGCGCAAAGGUACGAUGAGCUACCCCAUUACGGCGGGAUGGACGGAGUAGGGGUGCCUGCUUCCAUGUACGGAGACCCCCACGCGCCGCGGCCGAUCCCCCCGGUUCACCACCUGAACCACGGGCCGCCGCUUCACGCCACGCAGCACUACGGCGCUCACGCCCCGCACCCCAAUGUCAUGCCGGCCAGUAUGGGAUCCGCUGUCAACGACGCCUUGAAGCGGGACAAGGACGCGAUCUAUGGGCACCCGUUGUUUCCUCUGUUAGCUCUGGUCUUUGAGAAGUGCGAGCUGGCGACCUGCACUCCGCGGGAACCCGGAGUGGCCGGCGGAGACGUCUGCUCCUCCGACUCUUUCAACGAGGACAUCGCGGUCUUCGCCAAGCAGGUUCGCGCCGAAAAGCCACUUUUUUCCUCAAAUCCAGAGCUGGACAAUUUGAUGAUACAAGCAAUACAAGUACUAAGGUUUCACCUUUUGGAGUUAGAAAAGGUCCAUGAACUGUGUGAUAACUUCUGCCACCGGUACAUUAGCUGUUUGAAGGGGAAGAUGCCUAUAGACCUCGUCAUUGAUGAAAGAGACGGCAGCUCCAAGUCGGAUCACGAAGAACUUUCAGGCUCCUCCACAAAUCUCGCUGACCAUAAUCCUGCAUCUUGGCGAGACCACGAUGAUGCAACUUCCACCCAUUCAGCAGGCACCCCGGGGCCCUCCAGUGGGGGCCAUGCGUCCCAGAGUGGAGACAACAGCAGUGAGCAAGGGGAUGGUUUAGACAACAGUGUAGCUUCACCUGGCACAGGUGACGAUGAUGAUCCAGACAAGGACAAAAAACGUCAGAAGAAAAGAGGCAUUUUCCCCAAAGUAGCAACAAAUAUCAUGAGAGCAUGGCUCUUCCAGCAUCUCACAGUAAGUCAAGAUGAAAGUGAAAAAUAAGUUUUGUUGUUUUGCCUUCUCCUAGCACAUUAGAUGGGCUCAUACAGAUUUUUUUGAAAUAAGGUGCCUAUUUUCCCUUUCUUGAAAUCUGAUGGCUAACAGGGCAGUUGAGGUUUUUAUCAAUUCUCACCACCCAAAGAGCACCCUGUAGAAAGGAGGAGUUUUUAUUUCCAUAGGUCAGGAAUGGACCUUAUUCAAAAUGAUUUAGGGCUCUAAAAAGUCUAUAUGAGUAAAUGUGUUGUUUAUGCGAAAAGGUAUGAGAGCAACUUCAGAUAAUGCAACUGCUACCAAGGGAAACGGCUGUGAGAAGCUCAUGAAUCCAUAAAUGUUGCUGAUUACACUCUUAACGAAAGCCAUCUUCUUA